UCCGAUACAGAAUCCAAGAAUUCCCAGAAUCUCAACACCGAUUCCGAUGGAGGUCUGGGUGGGGGUCGUGUGGGCACAGGUAGUGACAGCUCUGCCGGCGAUUCCCUAUACGACUAUAACGUGGAAGAGAUUAGACAACAGAUUAAAAACAAUAAUAACGACCAAAACGAGAAUAAUCUGCGAAAUCUUCAGAACAGUUUUGAUAACCUAUUGCUUAACGCAAACACUAAUCGCAACACAAAUACCAAUAGAAAUAACAACAAUAAUAAUAAUGACAAUAAGGAGGACUUCCUGGACCUCCAGCGGUCCCGAAGUGUACUCAACCCUCAGGAGCGAGGCUUUGGGCAACAGUUGAUCGGGCGCAGCGUAUCUGGAGUUCGGGUAACAUCUGUCACGUCGAGCACAUCCGAUGGCCAGUCAUAUCGAGAGCCGGCCGGCAGUGGUAACAAUCCUUCAGCCAAACAGUCUGAUCCGCCCAAAAACAAUAGGGUAACGGUGGACGACCUGAAUGGGCCCAACUUUGAUGAGGCCAUAGCGGCCAUCAUCGAUGAAAACGGAGGCAUUCACCUGAACGACGGCCCCGGGAGUCAUCUCUUCGCACUCGUGGCCUCCGACUCGGCCGGCACUGCCGAUAAGGUGGUCAACGUUUACGACAAACCCGUGACCAACAGCGAGUUGAAGCAAAACCAGCGCCGAGGGCUGUCGCGCGGCGACAACCAGAUCAUCGUGGUCAAUCGCACUCACUUUAACCUGCCUACAUCUGCAAACAAUCGUGGUGGCAAUCGAUUUUUGCCCGCCCCCCGCACCACACACCAGACCCAAUACGUACCGCUGUCGGCCCCGCCGCCCAGUAUUAAGCCCCCGGUGGCGGCGGUACCCGAGCAACGGUCCAACGCCCGCACGUCUCGCCAACGGAUCCAUAUAGUGGUCAACAAUCGGACACAAGUCCAAGAGAUACCGAUUGACGAUCCGAUAGACUUUCAACGCAUUCCCGCUAUACAGCAAACCCCAGCACAACAGACGCCCAUCAAUAGGUACUCAAACCCGAGGACCAGCGGUCGAUCACCCGUUCCCAAUCAGAACCAAUACGUAGCCGUAACGCGACCGCCGGUCACCACCACUACCACAACCACGACGACCACCGAAAGGCCCCGACGUAUAGUCCAACACAAGCCGGAGUCGACAUACGUGGCCAUCAAUGAGGGCAGUAGUAAUAGUCGGCGACAGUCGCCGGCAAACGCCCGGACACUGAGUCAACGGCCCAGCGAUUACGGCCCGCAGCCGGAGAUAGUGUCCGUAAGGCACGAGACGUUCCCGUCCCGACCGCCACCCGUGUUCCGGACGCCCGAACCCUACUCGACGGCAAUGGCGUGCAAUCAAAAGUCCUGCCGAUUGCCCGACUGUUUCUGCGCCGGCACUGAUAUACCGGGUAACAUACCGGUGAGUCAAAUGCCCCAAAUCAUCCUGAUCACUUUCGACGACGCUAUCAAUGACAUCAAUUGGCACAUCUAUGACGAGGUGUUUCAGCCGCACCGCACGAAUCCCAACGGGUGUCCAAUACGGGCCACUUUCUACGUGUCGCACGAGUGGACCGAUUACGGUCAGGUCCAGACACUGUACUCCCGGGGCCACGAAAUGGCCUCACACUCUGUCACGCAUAGUUUUGGCGAGAGGUUCAGCAAAAGCCAGUGGCAUAAGGAGAUCAAUGGUCAGCGAGAGAUACUGCACUUGUAUGGGGGCGUCAAUAUGGAGGACAUCCGCGGUAUGAGAGCCCCUUUCCUUCAGGGAGGGGGUAAUAAACAGUUUGAGAUGCUAUACGAGGCCAACUUCACCUACGACUCGACCAUGCCCAUUUUUGAGAACAGCCCGCCGUACUGGCCCUUCACACUGGACUUUGCCUCCAAUCACGAGUGUAUGAUCGCUCCCUGUCCCACCAAAUCGUUCCCGGGUUUGUGGGAGAUCGGCAUGGUCAUGUGGCAGGACCUGAGAGGUGGCCGGUGCUCAAUGGGCGACGCGUGUAGUAACCCAUCCGAUGAAAACGGUGUGUUUGAGAUGAUUAUGAAAAACUUCAAACGACACUACGAGUCGAAUCGGGCGCCGUUUGGCCUCUACUACCACUCGGCCUGGUUUAACACCGAUCACCACAAACGCGGCUUCAUUCGGGUGAUCGACGAACUGCUCAAAUACAAAGACGUCUACUUUAUGACCAAAUGGCAGGCCAUCCAGUGGUUCCGUAACCCACGGCCCGCCGCAGAGCUCCAGAAGUCCAGCCAAUGGCAGUGCGGCCCACAAAUGCUGGCCAAUCGGCCGCCGGCGUGCGCGCAGCCGACCGUCUGUAACCUGGGCUCCAAGAGUGGGUCCCGAUUUAUGAAAACGUGUCAACCCUGUCCUCACACCUAUCCCUGGGUGGGAAACACAGGCUUCGCAAAGUCCUGA
Molecule: messenger RNA, 2436 nt
Organism: Medioppia subpectinata
Lineage: Eukaryota; Metazoa; Arthropoda; Arachnida; Sarcoptiformes; Oppiidae
Source: the annotation of a GenBank genome assembly